UUUGUAUUCUAUCGGUUUGACAAGAAAAAACAACACAGAAAUUUAGUUGCAAAAAACUAAUAAACGUGGAAAGAAGUAAGAUUAAUACAAGAAAACUAAAUUAAACUAAGAAAUUAUACUUUAAAUGAAAAUAAAACAAAUAUUUUAAAUAAAAUAAACAUUAAUUUACAACAACAAAUAAAAAAGGCGCAGAGAAAUUAUAAAAAACACAUUGCCGGUGUGAGCGGAUGAGGCGGACAGAAUUUCUUAAUCUAAAGUACUUUCACAACAAAAAUACCACAAAUUAAACAAAAACAAUUAAGAAUUUUGUGUUUUAACAAGAAAUUUAAUAAAAUUUUAAAAUUAGGAAAACAAUUGCCAUAAUUUCCUAAUUAUUGUUAAUUGUUUCUCUACCUUUGCAUUUUGCUCUUUGAUUCAGCAAUGCUUUUCAAACUGUAAACAUUUACUCACCACUUGUGUAAGUAAACAAGAAGCAGCAAUUGUUUACCUUUUAUAAAAACGAACACACCUCAACAGCUGUUUGAUUAAACUAAAAGGAAAAUUUAUAAAUUAUAAAUUAAUAAUAAAUCAACAAAAAUCAUGAUGUCUGCAUCAGAAACAGCAUCCACCACCGCCCCAAACAUGCAAACGUCCGACAGACGUUGUGAAAAUCCCGACUGUAAUGUCAAUAAACUGAUAUCCAUGGUACCAAAACGUAAAACCACCCAAUUUGUAGCCGAUCCUGUGGUCAUAGAAAAACCCAUGUUGGUUAAUGGUUUCACUGCAGUCUUUCAAGUGGAUGGCAGUUCUGCUCGUCUUAUGGACAUUAAAAAUCCCAAUGGUGAAGGACAAACAAAAACUAUUUACCGUAUUAUACCAAAUUCCCAUGUACAUGUAGUCAACUAUGUGGUGGUAGAUACCGAUGAAACGUAUCUAAAGAAAAUCACCGAAAAUGAUCCAGCUACUAUGCAGAAGUUGUUGACUUCACAGAAAGAAAGUGCCGAUCAAAUGUUAAAGAAAAUAAUGUCAGGACAGGGUUCCUCGGCCACUGCAGCCAUGACCACUGUGGUAUCCACCAUAAAUAAUACCAGUAAUUUACCAGCAGCACCUUCUGUGGCUGCUAAUAUUACCAAUCCAGUAGUCCCUGCUCCAUCAGCUGUUGCAGCUCAAAAGAAUUCUAUCAAAUUACCCGUAAGAAUGCAUCCUAAUUUAAAAAUUACUGCUGUAACCAGUGGUGAGGCGGUUAAUACACCUCCUACAAUGUCGGCAAAUGUUAGUUCAACUACCCAAAUGACGGCUCCUUAUAUACAGGCGGUGCCCUUAAACAAUUUACAGGCUACGGCAGCUCCUUUAGUUGCUGCACCUGUUACUAACAUCGAUACGGUAGACAAACCCACAUAUGAUAAAAUGCAAGAGGAAAUCAAUGAUUUAAGACGUACCGUUGCUAUGCUGGCCGAAGCUCAAGCAAAAAAUCAACAACAACAACCGGCUACUUCUAAAGUUGCCAAACGUCCCAGAAUAUCUUUACCCAAAUUAGUUUAGUUUUUUUUAAUGUUUUGACUUUAUAUUUGAUGGAGUAUGUUUAAUUUUAUUCCAUUUUUUUUAAUAAUACUUUUUAAAGACAUGUUAUGUUAUUUUUACAGAAAAAAAUAUUGAUUUGUUUUUGUAAUUGUCGCAUUUGCAAAUUUUAAUUAGAAAUAAUGAGAUUUUUCUUUAAUUUUACCAAAGUAUGUUGAAAUUAUAUUUAGAGAAAAGUUUUACAUUAAUAUUUGUAAAUGUGGCAAGUAAAGGAAAAACAGUUAUAAUUCAAAUUAUAAUAUUUAUAAUUCUCAUGUAAAAUACAAUAUUUUUAUAAAAAAGAAAGAAUUUGGAAUUCUUUAUUUUUAUUACAAAUAAAUUUUCUAUAUUUUAUGAAAAAUGCUUGCUUUUAUAAAAAAACGCGAAUGAUUUAAAAAUUUCCUAAUAGAUCCUUAACAAUUUAAUAGUUUAUGAGAAAUUUCUAAUAAGUUAUUAAAACUGUAACACUAAAAAUUUUGCAUUUUUCAGGUAAUACGAUAUAAAGGAGAAAACUUUCCAAAUUCAAUUUAUUUAACAGACAAAUUCGUAUCACAGAGUAAAUAUUCUUUUAAGCCUUGGCGAAACGUUUAUUUAACUUCAGUACAACGUAGAAAUAUUCUCUCCAAUUAAACAUUUCGAUUACGGGUCUGCAUUCAGGUAGCAUUUUGGCAGCUUUGAAUAUUUCUCCACUUAGAAGACCAUACUGGAACAGCGUAAACACUUACCGACCAAUUGAUUUAUAGGUAUACAAAAAGCUUUCUUUAUCCAUACCCUUAGUGAUGUCGGCUACUGCUUUCAGGACAUUGUUCCUACCUAUGCAUUAUAGUGGUAUAAUGUUUGAGUGAAUUAAGCUAGCGAAGACUAUUGUCGCUGUUAAAAUGUCACCAUCAAUAGAUAUAAUUAUAGAACACGUAUUAAGUCAGAUUAUUUAAUUUCCAGACAAUAUCUCUCAGCCUUGUUCUAAAAAUGACACGAUUGUGGCAGUAUUUUCUUUCAAAGACCUAAGAAUAAACAGCAAUUUCCCAGUUACAUAUUUCAUCUUAAAGAAAAAAUAAAUUUCAAGGGCAGCAAAAAAUAUUAAAAUUGUUGAAGGGUUCUGAAUUUCUGUAAGGCAUUUUCCUUCUUUUACAAAAAAUCCAAAAAUUUUAGAAAGAAAAAAAUAAACCUGUAUUUUUACUUUGCGCGCAUAUGAAUGUGGUAAAUAAAAAGCUGUCAAAUUUUUGUUUACAAACAAUGGCUUGAUUAGUAUUGCCCAUUUGGUUAAAAUAAAAGUCGCUGAUAAAUCUUAAAAGCAAAAUUGAUAAAUUGAUUAAAUUUUUAAAGUAAUAUAUAUUUACAGUUAAUAAAAAAGCAUUUAGU
This is a messenger RNA of Lucilia sericata (common green bottle fly), 2895 nucleotides long. RefSeq lists its product as uncharacterized. The record is from RefSeq and is a predicted model, not a curated record. The transcript is spliced from 2 exons. NCBI's taxonomy places the organism in Eukaryota, Metazoa, Arthropoda, Insecta, Diptera, Calliphoridae. Bases 580 to 1521 code for a protein of 313 amino acids.